This is a messenger RNA of Gopherus flavomarginatus (Mexican gopher tortoise), 468 nucleotides long. RefSeq names its product zinc finger protein 79-like. The transcript is spliced from 2 exons. Gene Ontology annotation, molecular function: DNA-binding transcription factor activity; RNA polymerase II cis-regulatory region sequence-specific DNA binding. The coding region runs from base 1 to 468 and encodes 155 amino acids. The record is from RefSeq and is a predicted model, not a curated record. NCBI's taxonomy places the organism in Eukaryota, Metazoa, Chordata, Testudines, Testudinidae. Gene Ontology annotation, biological process: regulation of transcription by RNA polymerase II.
AUGAACCUCACUAAACAUCAGAGAAUCCACACUGGAGAGAAGCCCUUCAAUUGCCCCAAAUGUGGGAAAAGCUUUGGUCGGAGAUCUGACCUUAUUAUACACCAGAGAAUCCACACAGGGGAGAGACCUUAUAUAUGCCCUGCGUGUGGGAAAAGCGUCAGUGACAGAUCAGACCUCACUAAGCAUCAGAAAAAACACACGGAAGAAAAGCCCUACAAAUGCUUUGAGUGCGAGAAAAGCUUUGAGCGGCACUCAAAUCUUAUUGUGCAUCAGAGAAUCCACACAAGAGAGAAACCCUACGAUUGCCUGGACUGUGGGAAAAACUUCAGUCGCAGCUCAACCCUCACUACGCACCAGAGGAUCCACACAGGCGGGAAGCCCUACAAAUGCCCUGGGUGUGGGAGAACCUUCAGGGACAACUCAGCCUUUAUUAGGCAUCAGAGAAUCCACACAGAAGAGAAAUGCUAG